UGGCUUUAACGUGACGUGGUGCAGCUGUCUGAACUCUGGGAGCCACCAACAAGCUUUAAAAGCUGUAGAAGCAGAGAGACAGCCACAGUUUACAUCAACUUACGCUUGUACGAGUACUCUACCUCCCUCCAUCUCACCCAUCACCAACAACAAGUCUGGUUGAAGCCUUCGUACGGUGUGUGAUAGCUCAAGAUGUCAACCAAGAUCCUGUCUCUGGUGUUGGGAGGUCUGGCGCUCUCAUUCUUUCUGACCAUCAUCGGGAACGCUAUGGCCCAGGAUAUUUGUACAGAUAACCCGGAUACUUUUGACUGUGAUGGUAUCUGUAGGCACAACAACUGCACAGAAAAUGAGGAGAAUCUGAAUAUGAGUUGUGGUGAGAACGACUGUGUGUGUUGCCAACCAAUUCCUAUAAUAUGCGAGGGCACUGUAUGCGAACAUAUACCUGUAGGAACGAAGGAAGCCGUAAAUGGGACCUGCAGGAAGCUUAAGUGUGAAGCUGGUGAAGUAGUAAUGAAUAUGUGUGACGGUGGCUGCGCGUGCUGCGUCCAGAGCACACUUUUGUUUUAAGUACAAGAAGAAUCAUGACUGACAAUGAACGGCUAAGGACCAUCUUAUUUGGAAUAUUCACAAAAUGGACGUUUACGACCCGUGUUUUCUCGGCUAUUUAUACUUUAGAAUUUAGACCAAGAAUCUCGCCUUAUGCAUUCCUCUGAGGACAAGCAAAAUAUCACCUGAGCCCACGAGGAAUCAUCA
Homarus americanus (American lobster) is the source of this 753-nucleotide messenger RNA. RefSeq lists its product as uncharacterized. The record is from RefSeq and is a predicted model, not a curated record. The transcript is spliced from 7 exons. Lineage: Eukaryota; Metazoa; Arthropoda; Malacostraca; Decapoda; Nephropidae. Bases 193 to 567 code for a protein of 124 amino acids.